Messenger RNA from Cornus florida, 1460 nucleotides. Its product is annotated as glutaminyl-peptide cyclotransferase-like. Bases 158 to 1132 code for a protein of 324 amino acids. NCBI's taxonomy places the organism in Eukaryota, Viridiplantae, Streptophyta, Magnoliopsida, Cornales, Cornaceae. The transcript has 11 exons. Gene Ontology annotation, molecular function: glutaminyl-peptide cyclotransferase activity. The record is from RefSeq and is a predicted model, not a curated record.
AAAUUUCUAAAUAAACCAUUUUAUGAUAGGUCCAUCUAACUUUAAUUGUUUUUAUGGUCGGCGCAGUUUAGCAUCAUCAGUGACAGCAAGCAGAGAACGGAGCUGAGUUGUCCGUUCUCACUGUUCUCGCACUGACACAUGAAAUUUACAUUCGUUCAUGGCGACCAGAUCGCUUAGAAUGAAGCCUAAUAAGCGAUCGAACCUCAAGCCCCGCUCGUCCAUGGCUUCGUCAUCGUCGUCUCGUUCAAAUUGCACAAAGCUAUGUCUCUUCAUUUCAAUCGUUCUAAUUAUAUGUUUUGUGAUUCUUAUGAGCAUUUCGACAAACAUGUGGAGCAAGCUCGGAAUCAACGCUCAGUCCACCUAUCUUUACUCUAUCGAAGUAAUCAACGAGUUCCCUCACGAUCCCAAAGCCUUCACACAGGGCCUUCUUUACGGAGGAAAUGAUACCCUGUUUGAGUCAACUGGCCUUUACGAGCAGUCAUCCGUUCGAAAGGUUGCUCUUCAGACUGGGAAGGUUGAGGUUCUUCAGAAAAUGGACGAUUCUUAUUUUGGGGAGGGUUUAACUCUACUGGGUGAGAGGUUAUUUCAAGUAACUUGGUUGAAGAAAACUGGCUUCAUAUAUGACCGAAAUAAUCUAAGCAAAUUUAAGAAAUUUACUCAUCAGAUGGAAGAUGGUUGGGGGCUAGCAACUGAUGGAAAAGUUCUAUUUGGCACUGAUGGAAGUUCCACGCUUUAUCAAAUCAACCCUCAGACAUUGAAAGUCAUUGGAAAACAAACUGUCAAGUACAGAGGCCAGGAGGUACACAACCUCAAUGAACUAGAGUAUGUAAAUGGUGAAGUUUGGGCAAAUGUAUGGCAGACUGACUGCAUAUGUAGAAUCUCACUUAAAGAUGGUGUUGUGCUUGGAUGGAUUCUCCUUCAUAAUUUAAGGGAAGGAUUGCUAGCGGCUGGGAAAAGAUCUAUUGAUGUUUUGAAUGGCAUAGCAUGGGAUAGAGAUAAAAACCGCAUUUUUGUGACAGGAAAACUAUGGCCAAAGCUCUAUGAGAUCAAGUUGCAGCCACUGAGAAAACAGUUUCAUGGAGUCAUUGAGCAAAUUUGCAUGCCAAAACCAGUUCACUUUGCAAAACCAUAGAGCAGAUAUACCUGUUAAAAUCCUAAAAUUUUAGGUCAUGGGGUUGGAUCAGAUGAACUUAGAAUAGAAUUCCAAUUUCGUAUUCACAUAUAAUUUUCAUGUAAAUUUCAAUUGGCACACAGGAAACAUAGAUUAGUUGAAGAGUUGCAUUGCCCCAAUUUUGAGGUCUCCAUUAAUUGCAUGGUUUGAGAAUUCAUUGGCACAAGGAUUGUUAGACCUUGGAUUAACCUCCCUGAAUUUUUCAGCUGGGUCAAAAUUAAGAUCAUGUGUGAAAAAAUGUUUUAAUUUCUUUCAAAAUAAGACAUACACAAAAUUUAAUUCAAGAAGG